UUCCCCCAUCAUUUUCCUUUCUUUCGGCCCGCCCGAACUGGUUAAGCGACCCAAGCCCCUUUGGUAACGGACCAUCGCUGCUGCUUCGCAACGGCGCCGCGGCCUCGGACAGGGCUCCCGCGACGCGAUCGGCCAUGGCGGCGUCUCUGCGGGCCUCGUCCUCCCUCCGCUCGCGCCUCCUCUCGUCCUCCUCCGGGUGUUCUCCGUGGCGUCUCCUCCUCUCCUCGCCUGUCCACUCGGUCACCUCCCAGCAGACCGAAACCCUCGCCUUCGACGAGAUCCAGCUGUCGCCCGAGAAGCCGCCUACCGCCACGGCCUUCGUCCUGCACGGCCUCCUCGGUUCCGGCCGCAACUGGCGCUCCUUCUCUCGCGCCCUCGUCUCCGAACUCCAUAACCGCUCCCCUUCAGACGAAUGGAGGAUGGUUCUCGUGGAUCUGAGGAACCAUGGUAGGUCGGCUGGGAUCAAGGGGUUCGGUCCACCGCACAACAUAUCUACUGCUGCUAAGGACCUCGCCGAUUUGGUGAAGGCCCGUGGUUGGCCAUGGCCGGAUGUUGUUGUGGGUCACUCCAUGGGUGGAAAGGUGGCACUAGAUUUUGCGGAGAGCUGCUCUCGUGGUGUGUAUGGAGAUUCUGCUGAUCUUCCUAAACAGCUCUGGGUCCUUGAUUCAGUCCCUGGACAAGUAGAAACUGAUAACAGUGAUGGUGAAGUUGAACGAGUUUUGCAAACACUAGCAAGUCUUCCUUCUUCACUUCCAUCACGCAAGUGGGUUGUCGACCACAUGCUCAGUCUUGGAUUUUCAAAGUCUCUUUCAGAAUGGAUUGGCAGUAACCUGAAGAAGGACAACGAUCAUGUGACCUGGGCUUUUGAUCUUCAGGCUGCCAUAGACAUGUUUAGUUCUUAUAGGGAAAGGGACUAUUGGGCACUUUUGGAACACCCACCUAAGGAUUUGGAGAUUGCAAUAGUGCAAGCAGAGCACAGUGAUCGAUGGGUCCCUGAUGAUGUUCAAAGGCUAAAAGCAUUAGCCAGGAGAGAGUCCAAGACUGACAUAGGAAAAGUGUCACUUCACGUUCUCCCCAACUCUGGCCACUGGGUUCAUGUGGACAAUCCCAAAGGACUACUCGAGAUCAUGGUUCCUAACUUUCUAUCAGCUGUUCAAAAUUGAGUGGUACCUUCAAUUGGAACAUUCAUUUAGUGUGACAUAUUAAGUUUGACAACCCAGGAUAACGUUUCUUCUCUCAUAUUGUUGCCCAACCAGAAUCACCCUUCUGUUAAUAAUAGAGAGAAAAGUAUACAUAAUCCUGUGCUCUCUUUCUGCAGAUUAUUGGAUGUUAUAAAAAAAGGAGAUCAGUGCUUAAUAUUAUCGCUUUUCCUUGCACAUUCACUUUUUCAAUCACAAAGUUUGCAUGCGUGUUGAUGAUUGUGUUAUCUA
This is a messenger RNA of Sorghum bicolor (sorghum), 1430 nucleotides long. Its product is annotated as protein ABHD11. Bases 135 to 1163 code for a protein of 342 amino acids. The transcript is spliced from 5 exons. Lineage: Eukaryota; Viridiplantae; Streptophyta; Magnoliopsida; Poales; Poaceae. The record is from RefSeq and is a predicted model, not a curated record.